CUGGUCACAUAAAAAUAUAAAUAAAAAGUGGUUUAAAAAUAUAAAUCAAUAGCCAAUGGGAAGAUGAGUAUCGACGACGUUAUCUACGUAAUUUGCCUGCUGGCAUGUAUUGCAGCUGGCAGUUAUGUGAGGAAGAUUACCAAUGAGGAGCACCGGAAAUUGGUAUCCACCGCCUUGGGGGUGAUUGUUGUUGUUAUUGUUUCGGGCCUCCACAGCCUGCAUUGCUUUGCUUCCUUGGCGUUGGGCACGGCAUGCGUGCUCCUAGUGCAUCCAAGCAAAUGCCACCUGGUUACCUUUGCAAUGUUUGGUUACUUGGUGUUUUUCCGGAUGUUUGAUUUUUACUUGGGUAUUCCCGGCCACACCAACAUGAUCCAAAUGAUUCUCACUCUAAAGGUUUCCGGCAUUGCAUUUGAGAAAACAGCGUCCUGGAAGCGGCUGCAGGCACGCGACGAACAGAAGAAGAACGAUGAUCAACGGGAUCUGAAUAAGGAGAGCCUCAUAGAGAUAACCGACUACGACGAGGAUCUGCAGACGCUGACUGCCGCAGAGAUUGUCCACUACAGCUUUAAUUAUAUAGGUUUAUUUACAGGACCCUAUUACCGGUAUCGCACAUACAGGGAUUACUUUGAGAUGCCUUUUAAGACGCAUGCCCCAAGCAUUGAGGCUACUUUGGAAAAACUGAAAUAUGCCGUUUUCUAUUGCGCACUGUAUCUGGCGACCAACUACCUUUGGCCACUGGACUACGCAUUGAGUGACGAGUUCUACAACGAUCGCUCCUUCGUUUAUCGCUUGCUGUACGUUUGGCCAACGUUCUUCACAUUCCGUGCUCGUAUUUACACAGGGCUGACUUUAAGCGAAUGCGUCUGCACCAUGGCUGGCUUUGGAGCUUAUCCCGACGAAUCAGAUCCAAACAAUGGAGAGGGUCCGCGUAAGCGCUAUCAACACUUAAAGCGCGAUGCAGAAAAGCACAAAUACAACUUUACAACAAUUGUGAAUACGAGGGUCCUGGAGGUCGAGCGCUGUUGGACCUUCCGUGAAGGAAUGAAGCAUUGGAAUGUCUGUGUUCAGUACUGGUUGGCUGUAAACGUUUAUAAGCUAUUUCCCAGCAAAAAAUACAGAACUGGCGCCACAUUACUAUGCUCUGCCUAUUGGCAUGGGUUCAGGCCGGGACACUACUUCUGCAUCAUGGGGGCUCCGUUCUAUGUUUCCUUAGAGGACAUGUGGCACAAGCUUGUGCGAAAGGAAACCACUGGAUUAAGACGCAAUGUGAUCGACGUGUUAUUCUGGUUCUUUAAGUGGUUUGCCUUCAGCUCUGGAGAAGCCUUCCUGCUUUCUUCAUUUGGAAACAUUUGGCGAUUCUACAGCUCUGUUUAUCAUAUUGGCUACGUCAGUUGGGCUGCAAUGAUCGCUCUGGGGUUAUUUUUAUCCAGCCAAAAAAAGGCUGCCGAACGGAGAAAGAAUCGCGCCGCAGAUAAUGCAGCUGGACCUGGCGGAGACGGAGUCCGUGCUGAGAUGGAAAAAGAGAAAGCUCAGUAGGCAGCAAGAUCAUUCCAAAUUAAUGGGUCAAAUAAAUGUAGGAGCUGCAAGAAUCCGUCUAUCAAGAUUAAAUAGCUCUUCCAAAGCUAGUAUAAUUCUAUUGUAUAUCUGUUAUCUUCCUAGGGAUUUAGAUCUCUAUAUAAAUCCCUAUUAUAAUUAUUUACCAAAAUUAUGCGUAUUUAUUGCGUGAAUUGUUGAAUUGGAAAUGUAAGUAAAUACAUACGAAUACAUGUUUGCAUCUUGUGGUGAUUUGUGACGUUAGUAGUUCGCCGCCUACUUCAAAGUAUAAAGUCUUGCAGAACAAAGGAUACGACACAGAUUAGGGGUAAUCACACAGGGGACCUACCAAAUAGGACUAUCUAAUUUAUGCUCCUGUAUACAUCUUAUUUCUUCUCUAACCCACACUCUUUACUUUCUUACAAAAAUGUUUAAUAAAAAAUGAAAUAUUUAGUUA
Messenger RNA from Drosophila serrata, 1990 nucleotides. It is a transcript of the gene frj, whose product is annotated as membrane bound O-acyltransferase domain containing farjavit. The record is from RefSeq and is a predicted model, not a curated record. Gene Ontology annotation, cellular component: membrane; mitochondria-associated endoplasmic reticulum membrane contact site. Gene Ontology annotation, molecular function: lysophospholipid acyltransferase activity. Gene Ontology annotation, biological process: lipid modification; phosphatidylinositol biosynthetic process. Lineage: Eukaryota; Metazoa; Arthropoda; Insecta; Diptera; Drosophilidae.